Xenia sp. Carnegie-2017 is the source of this 769-nucleotide messenger RNA. RefSeq lists its product as uncharacterized. The transcript is spliced from 3 exons. The record is from RefSeq and is a predicted model, not a curated record. The coding region runs from base 1 to 420 and encodes 139 amino acids. NCBI's taxonomy places the organism in Eukaryota, Metazoa, Cnidaria, Anthozoa, Malacalcyonacea, Xeniidae.
AUGGCCAUAUUUCUAGCACAUGCUAACAAGUCAAAAGCUCCGGAACGAAAUGAAAAACGUAGUUUAAAGAAGAAGCCUAGCUUCAACAAAAGACCCAGUACUGUUAUGAAAGGUUUCAUGACGUUUCCUCGUGCGGACUCUAAACAUGGACAGACGUUGUUCAAUCCGGGACAAUAUAGUUACUGCGAUCAUUUCUGGGUACAUUUCUGGGUAGAAAUCACAGAUGUAAAACUUCUUAUCAAUUCUUUGAAUGUCUUGGGUUUGCCUGGCCAGUUGAUAAAUCUCAUCAAAUUGCAGAGACAUGAAUUCCUGCACCUACUUGCGUCCUCUCUCAAAAAUCAUCCUUGGAAAGUCCAAUUGUCCAUAUUUACAGCUCUUAUUGGCUAUGUUAAUAAAGUAUCAGAUGACGAGGAUGUAUAAUUCCUUGGUGAGAUUUUUUUGAUUUCUUUUUCUGAGCUGUACCCUUGCCUUGAAAAUCUUAAAUACGCUGCAAUCCGUCUGAAAAGUUUGGAUUUGGCUCACGACUUGUUGCUGUUGGUCGAGAGAACUAGUUUCGUACUUGACAGUAAACACAAAGAAAAAGUUCGCGAACUGUAUCGUGUUCUUGCAAUUUUGAGAAACGACAACAACGAAAAUGUGAAAAGCAAAUCUUUAAAACUCGAUGUCCUUGUAAAGAAAUUCAUGUAGGCAAACCGUUGAAAAUUGACUUUUGUGAAGGCUGAAGCCGAAUAGAAAUGAUAUUGAUAAUCAAUACAGUUAAUAGAAUUAA